This is a messenger RNA of Symsagittifera roscoffensis, 2184 nucleotides long. RefSeq lists its product as uncharacterized. The record is from RefSeq and is a predicted model, not a curated record. NCBI's taxonomy places the organism in Eukaryota, Metazoa, Xenacoelomorpha, Acoela, Convolutidae. The coding region runs from base 296 to 1909 and encodes 537 amino acids. The transcript has 4 exons.
AGUCGCGGUCUCUUACAUGCACUCUAGCUGGUGACAGGUUAUGCUUUAUGGACCAUCAUUUUUUUUGUUUCAAGCGUGUUUUGAAAAUACGUAAGCAUAACAUAAUUUAUUAGUUGGUAUUUGAAGAUCUAAACACGUUCAAAACGACUGUUCAAGUAAAAUUUACGACUUGAGAACAGAUCGACUGCCAGCACAAUGCAUCGUGAACCGGACACUCUCAUAAUGGCAAAACUAUUUACAAAACCAAUUAACUUCCCGGUCUAAGAAAAUCAAUUUAUAUGCCAGCAAACUUCAAAUGUUUUCAAUGCUUUCCUUACUCGGCCCAUUUCAGUCUUUUUAUGUUCAGGUGAUGCUGAUUUCUGCAAUUGGGUUCAGAAAAACAAAAGCGCAGGCUUUCGCUCUUCAGCCAACUUAUAACUCAUCAUUUGAUACCUACGAGCUGCAGUGCCAUGUCAUACCUCCGUCCCCUUCAGCUCGAACUAAGUACACCCUCACUCCAACUGAUGUCCAGAAACCAGAUCUCAUUUUCCUAUCCGAUGACUCUAACUCGGGUACAACUGUGAGGAUUGGCGUGGAAUGCGUGAUCUAUGAUGUCAAGUGUUCAGCCAUUGAUGAGAGCAAUGCAACAGUUGUGGACUCAUUUACCACAACAACAUCGAUAACAAUAUGCAUUGGUCCAAAAGUUCGAUUCAACUUCACAUCGCUGAUACUGACACCCGAAGCAAUCUCAUUCAGACUGUUGCAUGGCGAGUUGGGCGAAUUAGGCAGUGCGAUUAUCUACCUGCAUGUCGGAGACUCCCAGACUCACACUGCUUCCAAGGAGUUCAGUAGAGCUGACUUGGACUCUCCCUUGACUCCAGUUUUGUUUGAGGGGCUCACACCACUUGAAGAUUAUUCAGUGCAAUAUGUAGUGUUCUGCGAUGACAGUCAGCGGACACCUUCUGGUAGAAUUAUUCUAUUCUCAACAGCAUUGCCUGCAACCACUUCGCCUCCAACUACAACAUCUAACGUAGCUGAAAUUACGACAACUAUAACUCCAACAACAACAAAUAUUCCGACGACAACAACGAAUAUUCCGACGACAACAACAAAUACUCCGACGACAACAACAAAUAGUCCGACAACAACAAAUACUCCGACGACAACAACAAAUACUCCGACGACACCAACAAAUAUUCCGACAACGCCAAUAAACAUUCCGACGACAACGACAACAAUUAUUCCGAUCAGUACAAACUUUAAGACGACAACGAACACAUCGAACGCAACCCAAGGUCAACCACUUUGGAUCUAUAUUGCAGCCGCAAUUUCAGGAAUGAUUAUUCUAGUUAUCAUGUCUGCAAUAUUAGCUUGGGCUCUAAAGGGAAAACAAUCAAUUUUAAAGACAGUUCGCUGGUGUUCGAAUGACUCGGAUAAACGUAGUACUCCAGUUGAAAUCGCUGAAAAUGACCACCAAGUUUCAAAUUCAGUAGAUCUGAAUGCCGACUCAGAAACAAUCAAAACGAAUAUCAACUCUGCUGGCUCGCAAAGAGUUUCCGUGAAUUCAAUAACCGUUAUAAGCGGGGAAAAAAUUAGGUCAGGAACAGCGAUCGUUAGCAUGAAAAAAGCUACAGUUUUAAGCCGAAUACCGCCUCUCAAAACUAAAGUCAGCACUCCUAAUGAAAAAAUGAAGGUUAUCUCUAAACUUGGAGAAAAAAAUACUUCGCAAGUUACGAGCAAAAGCAAUUCGCGCUGGGCUAAUGUGGUCAAAACAGCUCAAAAUUCGGGUGCGAUAAAAACAAAGAAAAUGGAAAAGACAAAUUUGGACUCGAAAUGGAACAAAAUUACUUUAUCAAAGACCGGCGAAAAAGAUUACUCGGGUAUAAAAAGCCGGCUAUUUGAUUUUCAGAAAAAAAUAGAUUUCGAUUGAAUUAGCAUAAAAACGAUCUAUAAAACUAUCUCUGCAAAAAAUGGAUGUGUCUAGCAAUUAUGUUUUAAUUUAUACAUUUACGAAAGGUGGAUCGCAUAAACGCAAAGAAUCAAAUCAUCUGGGUGAACGUAUGUUUACCCCAAGCUGGAAAGCAACGGAGUAUUUGGGUGUUUUUUGUUCGAUGCAAAAUCAGUUCCUUUGAAAAAUAUCAAAUGGGGUCAAGCGAUAUAGUUUACUACAACUACUUCGUUUUUUGUUUCUCAAAGCGAAGGUUG